Molecule: messenger RNA, 5314 nt
Organism: Dama dama (fallow deer)
Lineage: Eukaryota; Metazoa; Chordata; Mammalia; Artiodactyla; Cervidae
Product: endogenous retrovirus group K member 6 Gag polyprotein-like
Exons: 2
Coding region: 523-1650 (375 amino acids)
Biological process (GO): viral process
Molecular function (GO): nucleic acid binding; zinc ion binding
Source: RefSeq, a predicted model, not a curated record
AGACGCUCCUAAAAGUUUAAGAGAUACAUCUCCAAUUAGGCCUUCUGUAAAAUUCAAUCCUAAAAUCCCUAAAGUAUCCUUAAAACAGGGAAAAAGAAGCAUGAGGCCAUUUCGACCCCCCAUGCCUCCCCCUCCAUAUAGGAGUAAAAGUCCUCCCUUAGGCUUUUCACAAAGAAGGGUGCUUUCAAGGCCUGAGGAUGAUUUUGACCCCUAUCUUGAGGCUUGCUUUCCUGUAUUACUUGAUUCAGAGGAUGAAGAAAGCCCCUCUUGGGAACCCCUUCCAAUAAAACUGAUUAAGGAACUCAAACAGGCUUGUACCUCAUAUGGAGCUACAGCCCCAUAUACUUUGACAUUAUUGAACGCUUUGGCAGCUAGAUGGAUGACCCCAUAUGAUUGGGAGACAGUUGCCAAGGCUUGUUAUCUGGAGGUCAAUACCUACUUUGGAGAACUGAAUAUGAGGACUUAGCCCGUAAGCAAGCUAGGGACAACCGCAAGCAUGGUCCAAAAUAUAUUGUGCAAGAAAUGCUGGCAGGAACAGAUGAAUUUGAAUCAGUCAGGGGCCAAAUGAAUUUAGAUAAAAAAGCCCUAGAGCAGGUGACAGCUUGUGCUCUCGGGGCCUGGCGUUCCUUGCCUCAAGGAAAAGAAUUAACCUCUUCCCUAUCCAACAUAAAACAAAAACCAGAAGAGCCAUAUGAAGAUUUUAUAUCUAGACUUAUUGAAGGAAUCCACAGGGUUAUUCCUAGCGAACAAGCAGCUGAGAUCUUGAUAAAACAGCUAGCAUUUGAAAAUGCCAAUUCUACCUGCCAGGCUAUACAUCGUCCUAUAAAAAAGUCUGGAGAUAUAGGGGAUUAUAUUAAGCAGUGUUCAGAUGUAGGACCAGCAAUGAUGCAGGGCAUAGCCAUAGCUGCAGCUAUAAAGGGUAGCUUUUAUCAACAAGCAAUACAGUCCUUCUUUACCGGCAAAGGCAAUCCUCAAAAAGGUCACUCAAAUAGUCAGGGACAAAAUGCUAAUUUGGCUAAAGCCUGUUUUUCUUGUGGUCAGAUGGGACAUUUCAGCCGUGCCUGCCCUCAUAAGGCCACCAAUACUCCUUUGCUAAAUUCUACCUCCACGGUUAUGGCCCCCAAUCUUCCUAAGACUCCCUGCCCUCGCUGUCAGAAGGGAUACCACUGGGCCAAAGACUGUAAAUCCAAGUUCCAUAAAAACGGAACCUUGUUAGUCUCUGGCCAACAGCCGGGAAACGGAUUGAGGCGCCAGUCUCAGGUCCCGACAACGAUUGUGGCAACGACAUUAAACCCGUUUAUACCCUCCGUCCCGCCACAGAACUCAUCAGAGCAACCCCAGGCAGUGCAGGACUGGACCUCUCUUCCACCACCACAACAAAAAGGGAGACAUAAAAGCAUUAAAAUGUUUGGGAAAGAACCAUCUAAAAUCAUAGUGCCUUAUAAUAAAGAGCAAUUAAAUGCCCUUCUAUUACUAAAUGAAGAUUGGCAGAUUGCCAUUGGUAAUUACCCGGGACAAAUUUUACACCAUUUACCUGCUAGUCCCUUAUUAAAUUUCUUCUCGAGACAUCCAGUAAUAUUCCAAGAAAGGUGUCAAGUUUCCCCUAUUGAGGGGGCAAUGUUGGUGUUCACGAUAGGAUGGGUCUUCUAACGGAAAAGCUGCUAUUGUCACCCAGACUUCAAAAAGGGUCUUGAAUACUGGGGAAACAUCAGCUCAAAAAGCAGAAUUAACAGCUGUGAUAGAGGCGUUCAAAGAGUUCUCAGACCAGGUUUUCAAUUUAUUUUCUGACUCACAGUAUGUAGUUAGGUUUUUUCCUCGAAUUGAAAUGGCUGUUUUGCCGGAAAAUAAAACCACAAUCUUUAGAUUAUUAUCUACCCUUCAACAGCAAAUUGGAAAAGGUCAAAACAAUUUUAUGUUGGCCAUAUAAGAGCUCAUUCUAAUUUACCUGGACCCCUCCAUACGUUUAACCAAGAGGCAGCCUUGCUAACCCAGACCAUAGUGGCCAGUGCUUUCGAGGAUGCUAAAGCCUCACAUGCUAUGCAUCAUCAAAAUGCAACUGCCCUUCAGUAUCAGUUCCACAUUCCUAGGGAAUCUGCACGCAAGAUUGUUAGGACAUGUCAACUUUGCCCUACUUCAGUUCCCGCUUUGCCUUUUGGGGUAAAUCCCCGUGGCUUACUACCUAAUGUGCUUUGGCAGAUGGAUGUAACACAUGUUCCUUCCUUUGGAAAACUAUCCUUUGUGCAUGUUACUGUAGAUACCUUCUCCCAUGUCAUUGUGGCUACUGCCAGAUGGGAGAAGCCUACAAAGAUGUAGUUGAACAUCUUUUUGCCUGUUUUUCUUACUUAGGGAUGCCUAAAUCACUUAAGACAGACAAUGCACCAGCUUAUACAUCUAAGCCCUUUAAAAAAUUCUGUGCCCAAUUCGGUAUAUCCCACUCUACAGGAAUUCCUUACAAUCCCCAGGGACAAGCAAUUGUAGAAAGGGCACAUCAGACACUUAAGACACAAAUUUCUAAAUUACAGGAAGGGCAAUUCAAAUACAGUUCUCCACACCACAUUUUGCAUCAUGCCCUCUUUGUGCUCAAUAACCUUAAUGCUGAUCAAGCCAGUUUAACAGCUGUGUUUCGUCACUGGAACCCGGAACAGAAAGAUAUAAAACCUUUAGUAAAAUGGAAAGACCUCCUUUCUGGACAAUGGAAGGGACCUGAUCCCUUGCUAACCAGUGGGCGAGGGUAUGCUUGUAUUUUUCCACAGGGUGCUGACUCGCCAAUUUGGAUCCCGGACAGACAGAUUCGCCAUGUUGCAAUCCCCCAGACAUCGGGUUCCCCCAUUGCUUUGACCACAAAAGACGAAGGGCACUCCUCUGCCCCUGCCUCCGCCACCCACCGGCAGCGGAGAUCCUGGAAGAACAAACGGUAGAUCCACCCACUAAACAGAUGUCACGGCUUUGCAUAAAAGACCGUGAUCCUCCUACUCCUUUACGUAGUAGAAAACCACCAAGACGUCCUGCGCAGGCAACUCAACAAGCCUCCAUACCCACAUGGGGGCAAAUUAAGUUGCUUUGCCAUCAAGCACAGGGAAUAGCUUCUCUACAGGGAUCUUCAGCCUGUCCCGAAAGAGUUUUUAUUGCUAUGCUUUCUUUACCUUCUUGCCAGUUAAGUGGUACCUCUUCCACAUCAGAAAAAUACUGAGAAUAUUUCCGUGAUCCCCCGACCUUCCAAGUAGUUACUUGGAACAAAGACCCUAUACGGGUCAACACAAACCAGCCUCAUCUCUUGGGAGGAUCCUAUGCGUCCUAUGAUAAAGAUCACCAUCCCAUUAAUUUUAACUAUACUUUUAGGGGAUUAACGGAUGACCUUCCCAUUUGCUUUAACUUCCCCCAUAGUUAUACAAGAGAUCUUAUCACCCCCUCUAAAGAGGGGUGUGUCGGAGCCUCCAAAAAAACAAUUCUGACAGAUUCUCCAGCAUCAAAAUUUUCAGAUAAAACAGGAGAUCGGCUGGUUUGGAUAUUACAGGCCCAUAGGCCUGGGGUCCUUGACCCCUAUAAAUCCUUGUUCCUCAACAUUCCACCAAAAUAUCCAAAUUGUAUUGAUGUUGCUCCUUCAGACGUCGUUUGGAAAACUUUAGACAACCUCCUGGGAUAUCCGGUAUGGAAAUCUUGUACUUAUAAUUUGAAAAUAGAUUAUAGAAUACCGGGAGGCGGAAACUAUUCGGUACAAGACUGGAGCAAUCCAGACCCAAGUCAGGAUCUAGGAUCUGUUCCUGACUAUGCCAAUAGGUUUAGCAAUUGGAAAGAUGAUUCCAUCCCUUGGCUGUUGGCGGCCAGCAAAUGGCAUUAUGAUCAAUUUGUUCCCCCCAUGUUGUCCUAUACAACUAAGGGCAAAAGUUUUUGGCAACCAGAAAUUUGGAGAGCCCUUGCUGCCACCUCCAUUGUUACUCUAUCCGGCCAGAAAACGAUUCCACCUAUUCUGUGCUGGCUUGUUUACCCUCCCCUUACGUUUUUUUGUUCACUGAUGACUCUAAAAGGCUUCAUAUACAGAUGAACUAUUCAGGUGGACCAAAUAUAGCCUACUGUGAACAAUGCAUGCUCUCGUCCUGCCUAACCUCUCAAUAUAAUAUUUGUUCCUUUGUGGUGCUGCAACGUCCACCUUACCUUAUGGUGCCUGUCACAGUGAGUACCUAUUGGUAUGACAAUUAUGGUUUAGCCGUUCUGCAACAACUGCAAGAUUUAAUGUGAUCCCGACGGUUUGUAGGACUACUUAUCUUAGGGAUUUCAGCUUUGAUAACAGCAAUUACCUCUGUCACUGUGGCGGCGAUAUCAUUGACUCAACAGGUACAUACUGCUCGAUAUAUCAAUGAUAUGUCAAAAAAAUGUUUCUUUAGCUUUAGCUACGCAAGAGAUUACAGAUAGGAAAUUAGAAGUAAAAAUAGACGCCCUAGAAGAAGUGGUCAUACAUAUUGGAACUGAGUUGCAGGCUUUAAGGGUAAAGUUAGCAUUAUCCUGUCACUCAGACUAUCGGUGAAUCUGUGUAACACCCCUAAAAGUAAAUGAUACCGAUUACAAUUGGGAAAAGAUUAAAAAUCAUAUUUUGGGUGUAUGGAAUAGCUCCAGCAUUAGUUUAGAUCUUGGAAAGCUUCACGGUCAGAUAAAAAUCUUAGAACAUCCCUGUCUGGACUUUACUGCUGCAGGGGCUGCUAAUGAUUUUUUUGUACUUUUUCUAACUUUAUUACUGGAAAAAAUAUCCUAUCAACUAUCUUCAGUUAUGCUGCUGUAGCAGCCCUAGUCCUACUUCUCAUUAUAAUCCUUCCUUGUAUUGUCAGAACUCCCCGGCAAAACACUCAAAAGCUCGAGACUGAGAUCCAUCUGGCUGUCUUAAAAAAUAAAAAAGGGGGAGAUGCCGGGAGCCAGCCCACGAGAUCCCACCCAUGACAAGGUCACGAGGAGGAAACCUGACAGGCAAGGCGGAUCAGGAUUCCAGGGAUUUCGAAAAGCUGCCCCCGGUGCUCACCUUAAAGAUGACUUGGCCCUAUCAAGGCUGGUCUCACGUGUCUUCUCUCUCUCACCGACGCCGUUCAUCCUGAGGGUAUCCCCUGGAUCCUGCCGAGGCUGGACCCCGGCAUGCAACUUUUCUGUUAAGAUCACCACAGAAACGGAAAAUAGGUUUACAUUCACCUGACUUGCAUAAAAUGUCAAUAGGCCCCAAGGCCAGAAGAUAAUUUGCAAAGACCUACUAUAGAAAUAGAAUGCAGAAAACAUCCUGUUCUUCCUAAAGGACAAACUGAUGUAAUGUUAAACUAACCCUGUGUAAGCAUGA